Messenger RNA from Adineta steineri, 552 nucleotides. The record is from the annotation of a GenBank genome assembly. NCBI's taxonomy places the organism in Eukaryota, Metazoa, Rotifera, Eurotatoria, Adinetida, Adinetidae.
AUGAAUCAUUUAAUAGGUUUAUCAAAACGAAGUGCUUUAGUAGCACAUCGUUUGCCAAUACAAACAUCUAUUCGUACAGCACUUAAUAAUCGUGACUGGCGUCCCAAAGAAGAAGUUCCUGUAACACCUGAAGAUCGUGCUGCUACAGCAAAAAAAUAUAAUAUGUUGCCAGAAGAUUAUAAACCAUAUCCACCUGAAUAUAAUGCUGGUGAUAUGCCUAAUGUUGCACCCGCUGGAGCAUAUGCUGAUCGUAGUCCAUGGGAAGAUUAUGAUUAUCCAUCGGAGAGACAAAAUUGGAAUGAACCACGACAUCCAGGCGAUCAUGUUAAAUAUGAUAAAGCACGUAUUCAACAUGUAGAAGAGAAACAACCAGGAUUAACAAAAGAAUUAUUAAAAUUAUUGAUUAUACCUAUUACAUUAAUAUUAGCUGCAUAUGGUUUUCGUUCAAUGGAAUUGAUGACACCAACUUUUCCCGCACGAAAACCUGAGCCUGGUGUAGUGCAUUAUUCAUUUGAAAAAAAUGAUGAAUCUGGUCAUGGUGUUCGAUAUUAG